Schizosaccharomyces japonicus yFS275 is the source of this 1586-nucleotide messenger RNA. RefSeq lists its product as hypothetical. Bases 77 to 1108 code for a protein of 343 amino acids. The transcript has a single exon. Lineage: Eukaryota; Fungi; Ascomycota; Schizosaccharomycetes; Schizosaccharomycetales; Schizosaccharomycetaceae. Gene Ontology annotation, molecular function: GDP-mannose transmembrane transporter activity. Gene Ontology annotation, cellular component: Golgi apparatus; cytoplasmic vesicle membrane; endoplasmic reticulum membrane. The record is from RefSeq and is a predicted model, not a curated record. Gene Ontology annotation, biological process: GDP-mannose transmembrane transport.
GCAGAUAGAUACAGCACACAAUUGCUAACCACUACGGAGAGUUAACCGGAGCCAAACACUGUCCCUAAAAUACAAAAUGGCAGGAAGUGUGUUAGACCAGAUUCAAAGAUCACCAAUUCUGCCCGUUCUGGCUUACUGUUCGGCAUCCAUCCUUAUGACGGUGUCGAACAAGUAUGUUCUUAACCUCAAGGACUUUAACAUGAAUUUCCUCCUUCUUGCUAUUCAAUCUACGGUUUGUACUCUUGCGAUUACGGGUUUAAAACGCUUGAAUAUUAUCAAAUUCCGCGACUUCAACUUUAAGGAAGCUCGUUUCUGGUUUCCCAUUUCCUUCUUGCUUGUUUCCAUGAUUUACACGGGUUCCAAAGCUCUGCAAUAUCUCACAGUUCCAGUUUACACUAUCUUUAAGAAUCUUACUAUUAUUGUCAUCGCAUAUGGUGAAGUCCUUUGGUUCGGAGGCAGUGUCUCUUCCUUGACACUCUUUUCCUUUGGUCUCAUGGUGCUUUCGUCUGUCGUUGCUGCCUGGGCCGAUAUCAAGAGUCCUGCUUCUGAGGGUGCUUCUUUCAACGCCGGAUACUUUUGGAUGUUCGCAAACUGCUUGACCAACGCGUCUUUUGUGCUUGCCAUGCGCAAACGCAUCAAGCUCACCAAUUUCCGUGACUUUGACACCAUGUUCUACAACAACCUCCUCAGCAUCCCCGUCCUGUUGAUUCUCACCGUCUUGACUGAGGAUUGGAGUGCCGAAAACUUGACUCGUAUCUUCCCUCCCGGCUCUGGUCUCUCCGUGAUGACUGUCAUGGCCAUCAGUGGUCUUUCUGCAGUCGGUAUCUCGUACACCUCUGCUUGGUGUGUGCGUGUUACUUCGUCGACUACAUACAGUAUGGUUGGUGCCUUGAACAAGCUCCCCUUAGCUAUCUCUGGUAUCCUCUUCUUCGGUGCCCCCGUCACCUUUGGAUCCGUUACUGCUAUUGCCUUGGGUUUUAUCGCUGGUAUUGUCUACGCUCUUGCUAAGGUCCAGCAACAAAAGAGCAAGGGCACCUUGUUGCCUACCAGCAUUCCUCCUGUCAGUGCCAGCUCCCAGAGUAUCCGUGACGGCAUGAGUAAAGCUUAAAGGUCCGUCUCGCCCUGCCGCAUGGAAUUUCUUCUCGCCGACUAUGACACCCAUAAACCCACCCAGUCAACGACACCUCCCCAAACACACAAGCACACUCGAUCUCUUCCCUAAUUAGCAAACCUGUAAUAACGAAAAGUCGCCCUGCUGACUCUAAUAGCAGCUAAGGCGGCGCUAAACAAGGAUAGUGAACUACCCAUCCCUACCUUCCAUCAAUUGUCUUCUUCACAGGCGCUCCGAGAGACGUGGUGUGGACGAGAAGAUUACCCUGACACGGCGAGACGUUCUCAAGUUGUCCAAGCCAGACUAACUCAAUGAGUACGGUCUGCUCGUCAUUUAUGACAUUGUGCACUCCAUAAAGAGCAAAACUGUUUUGUUUCAGCAAGUUUUGUAAAAGGCAUGCUGAGUUCGUAUGAGUGCUCUAUCUGGAAUAGCGUAUUCAGCUGCAGUUUUCUUAAAUGGUUUAACGAGCUAUUCA